This is a messenger RNA of Plenodomus lingam JN3, 1233 nucleotides long. Lineage: Eukaryota; Fungi; Ascomycota; Dothideomycetes; Pleosporales; Leptosphaeriaceae. The record is from RefSeq and is a predicted model, not a curated record.
AUGGCUUUGAACGAUUAUGACUUUCCACCACUUCCCCCCCGGGAGCACGCCCAAUUCACAAGAAGAAAUUUCGCAGCUCUUACUACGGAUCAUGCUAAGCGAAUGCUGCCAACAAGAUCUUCCGCCAUGAUUGUUACCCUGUACGACUUGCCGGAUGAGCUGAUUCUCGAAAUAAUAAAAUAUCUAACCCCUGUGGAUUUGCGCAAGUCUCAUCUCCGUACCUUGAUAAACUUGGCAAGGACGAACCGACGAUUGCAUGGGCUUGUUACUCCAGAAAUAUUCAGGCGGUACCACAAUAGCUUCGGCGAGCCAUAUCUCUUCCUUCGUACCAUCAUUUCCAACCCGUCGCUGGCCGAGCUGGUUCACAGUGUCGAUAUCAUCUAUGGCUCGUGGACAAGAAAAUCGUCAAAGAAGGCAUCCGAGCACUCGGCUUGCCAGACUGGAAAGGAUGAGUUGCGAAUUGCAAUGCAGAAGAUGCGGACUUCGAAGCGCUGUCGGGCCUAUAUUCCAACUGGCAUCACUUCGACGAUUCGUUGCGCUGGGGCUGUUCGAAGACGGUGCACCGAAAAACGGCGAAGUGGUGCCCUCGAGCGCAUCAUGCCUCCUGCAAGUAGCAAUAUCGAGGAGCUACACCUGAAGAAAGAAUGUUUCGUUUCCAUGGACAAGUUGACAGUCGUAAUUGCAUCAGCACGGCGACUGACGACAUUUUCUUAUGACCUCUGCUCGCCCCUAGUGGCGGAUGAUGAUGAACUCGAACAAAUGCUGGGCUCGAAGAAACUCUCGGAUAUUCUGCACUGUCAAAGAUUCUCCCUCGAAAGCCUUCAGCUGACCACUCAUUUCUCCCAAACCACCCUUCCGUUGGCUAUCCGGUUCCAACGGUUGGGCGCAUUCCAAUCUCUACGACAACUGUACUGUCCCAUCAUGUCCGUCCACUGCAACCACUCAGACAUGUCAACUACUUUCAUGGACAUGUUUCCCUCCUCAUUGGACACGUUGCAUUUGACUGUUCCACCGUACCUCUCCGGUGACACUUGUAAGCGUUCCGUGGAACAUCUAGUGAAGAACUAUCCUGUGCUUGCACCUGCUCUGCGAGAGCUGCGUCUUUUGCCACUGAGCUACAUUGGUAUGUACUGCUGGGUUGGUUAUAUCAUGACGGAGUCAGCGGGUGAUGUUGGCAUGGUCUUGCCGGCGUGUGGGCUUUAUGCGCAGAGUGCGUUCCUAGUGAGUCCUUGA